ACAUCUAGUUUACCACUUGUGCAGAUAUUAGAAAGAGGAUCGAUGGGGCUUCUGGUUAAUAUUGUGAUGAGGCCCUGCCUGGAAUUUUGGGGAAGGAAAUGGAAUUUACUAGACAUAGCCACUGCAGUUGUGUUUUUCAUUCUGCAUUGUCUUUGUGCGAUGGCGCCAUUUCAUUUCACGUGGCCUGCCUUUUGGCUGGCCUGUGCUCUCUAUCUUGUGACGGGUUUAGGAGUGACUUUGUCUUUCCAUAGAAAUCUUGCUCACAAGAGUUUUCGUAUGCCGAAAUGGCUCGAGUACUUGUUUGCUUACUUCGGGGUUCUCUCACUUCAGGGAAGUCCAAUAGAAUGGGUGAGCUCACACCGAUAUCAUCACCAGUUUACUGAUACUGAGAAAGAUGUUCAUAGCCCUCGUCAAGGAUUUUGGUUUAGUCACAUGGGUUGGAUCCUCGAUAGCGGCUCUCGGUUUGGAAAAUAUGGAGGACUGAAGAACGUUGAAGAUUUGAAAAGGCAAGCCUUCUAUAGGUUUCUUCAUCGUACUUAUCUUCUGCAUUCAAUUGUUCUACUUGGAAGUUUACUCUAUGCCGCCGGUGGAGUUCCCUUCUUGGUGUGGGGGAUGGGGGUAAGAAUGGUAUGCGUUUUCCAUAGUACUUUGUUAGUAAAUUCAGCCGGCCACAUGUGGGGUAAACAAGUGUAUCACACUGGUGAUACGUCAAGGAACAAUUGGUGGUUGGGUUUGUUAGCACUUGGAGAAGGAUGGCACAACAAUCACCAUGCUUUUGAUUACUCAGCUCGACAAGGUUUUGAAUGGUGGCAAAUUGAUUUUACUUGGUAUGUAAUAAGAUUUUUCCAACUACUUGGAUUGGCAACAGAUGUAAAAACACCAACUGAGUCUCAAAAGCGACGAAAGGCUUUAAAGAGUAAAAUGAUGGCUACUUCACAUUAACUUGAAAGAGUUUGAGAGAUAGCUUGGGCUACCAGUAUGUUACCUUUUAUGUUUGGCUUUAGUAUUUUUGGUAAUUUUUAGAUUUUCUAAUACUUUCCAAUAUUGUAUUAUUGUAAUCGGUUUACGGAGGUUGAUGAUUCACCUAUGGGUGGAACCACACUAAGGGCUACAGUGGGCUGUAGCCCAGUGUGGUUUUUUAAGAAAAAAAAUAUAAAACUUAUAUAUUUAACUUAUUUUCAAUAUUAGCCCAGUC
Prunus avium (sweet cherry) is the source of this 1195-nucleotide messenger RNA. RefSeq names its product palmitoyl-monogalactosyldiacylglycerol delta-7 desaturase, chloroplastic-like. Gene Ontology annotation, molecular function: palmitoyl-[glycerolipid] 7-desaturase activity. The record is from RefSeq and is a predicted model, not a curated record. NCBI's taxonomy places the organism in Eukaryota, Viridiplantae, Streptophyta, Magnoliopsida, Rosales, Rosaceae. Gene Ontology annotation, cellular component: endoplasmic reticulum membrane. Gene Ontology annotation, biological process: very long-chain fatty acid biosynthetic process.